Hyalella azteca is the source of this 690-nucleotide messenger RNA. RefSeq lists its product as uncharacterized. The record is from RefSeq and is a predicted model, not a curated record. The transcript is spliced from 3 exons. The coding region runs from base 343 to 690 and encodes 115 amino acids. Lineage: Eukaryota; Metazoa; Arthropoda; Malacostraca; Amphipoda; Hyalellidae.
CAACUCCCUGCAGCUGCCGUAGGGAGGGGCUGGUGUGCCAUGCCAAGCCUCGCUCAAGUGUGUGCUGAUGCUGCCAUGGUUGUAUGUAGUAGCUCUGUUCAUGGUUGAAAAUUGAAUCUGAGGUUUUGUCCAUUUAUAUCCAGGCAUAAAUGUCCAUUUAAAACUAUAUGUACCAUUAACCUAUUUGGGGAAUGAAAUAAAAUUUUCAUAGUUGAGCAAGCAUUUUUCCUGAGGAACAUCUAUCACCUUCACUAUUUCCUUUUUGAAGGUUUGAAUGCUAGGGCUGCCUCAUCAACAUCUGAAGUUCCAAUUGAGAACAUCAAGGAGGAACUGUUUGAUGCAAUGGAGAUUGCAUGUGAGCCGCCCAGCCCUGGUUGUGGGAACCCGUCAGUCCCUCCUCCCCCGCUGUGUGUGCCCUGCAAGAGAGAAGCGCCAAGUGAGGCUCAUGAGGCUCCCUACGCCCCCCAACAACCCUCAGCCAUGGCAGGGGUGAAAAGACAAAAGCGCAGCAGCGGCGCGUCGUCCACGGCUGGGGGAGCUACAGCAGCGGCUGGUGGCAGUGGCCACGUCUCUGCAGCAGCGGCUGAUGGCGGUGGCCAAGUCUCUGCAUCAUCCAGCUCCAAGCAUUUCACCCAGCAGCUGCAGCACCAUAUUACUGUAAAUAUGGGUGCGUCACACAACAGCAACUAA